CCCAUAAAACGCGUCUCUUCAACGUCACACAUCGUUCCGAGUGCGCCAUGACAUAGACAUGAUUGGGGGUCGCGACAUCAUUUUUAUGUGUACAGCAGGUAUCCCGUUGCACCUUAAUUUAGACCCUUACAACCAAUAUAUUAUAUCUCCUUCAGUGAUUUAGCUACUCAUAAUUCAUCAUUUGCAAGAGUUGUUCGUUCAGAACCUGCUUCCUGCAUGAAUAGAUUGAUACAUAACCUUAUCCAACCGGAAUGGCGGAUACUAGCACACUGGCUCUGCUCUCGCGAAAGGAUCGAGAGGCUGUGCAACAAAUAAACGCCGACAACGCUGCGGCCCCCAAGGCCGGUGCAAAAGGCUUGAAAUCCACCCUCGGCAAGCGCAAAUCCGACGCGACCACUGACGCCGAGUCCGACGACGAGAGCGACUGGGACCUCUUCGCAGCUAUCGAAGACAUCCCCAUCACCAAGACCCCCGCCCAAGUGCGCACCCAGAUCCGCCGACUCAUUGACAGCGGCGAGCUCAAGAUCGGCGAGUUCUGCAAGAAGAUCGGCGUCAGUAACAGGUCAUACAAUGACUUCAUACGGCAGACCCGCGGCGGCGACAACAGCAACACCUACAUCCACGGCCUCGCCUACCUGCAGUACCGCGCGCGCAAGGGCAAGAAAAUCACCACCAAGCGCCCCAAAAAGGACGUCGAUGCGUCAGGAAAGCCCGUCGCGGUCGACUGGGACGUCAGCGCCAUCCACCUCGACGGCGAAGACGCCAACGCCGUCGAGGUCUACGACACCUGCGACGAGGUGCGCCGCAAGGUCGACGCCCAGCUGCGCAAGCCGGGCGUCACCCAGGCCGCGCUGAUGCGCGCUAUCAAAGCACAGUUCCACCCCCCCAAAUCCCUCUCCUCGAGCAGCCUGCAGAAUUUCCGCAACAAGCGCGGCGCCAACGCCGGGGCUACGUCGGACGUGUUCUAUGGCGCGUAUGUCUUCUUUGAGAAGAUGAGGUUGAAGGAGGGGAAGCCGAAGUCGGCUCAUCGGCAGCGCAUGGAGCAGGAGUGGCCUAGAGGGUUCGACCUGAAGCACGGGAGCAAUACCUCAUAUAUAUGUUUGGGGGACGAGCGGCCGCAGAUCGACCAGUAUGGCAAACUCUCCAUUGUGGGGAGGUAAAUCCGGCAGUAAAGCGUAUGUGGUUCCCCUGGGCCGUGAAGGGUUCUUCUAAUUAAUUGGAUUCGAUUUCGGCUAUAUGUAUUUUUAAUCGGCAUUUUAGACCCAAUAUCAGGAUCGGUUCGAACUGCUUUCACGAUAUCGGAGUACAGCAGCCUUAUAAUUACAAUACUACUUAACUGAAGGGGGAAUAAAAGCAAUUUCAGUCGUG
Molecule: messenger RNA, 1368 nt
Organism: Eremomyces bilateralis CBS 781.70
Lineage: Eukaryota; Fungi; Ascomycota; Dothideomycetes; Eremomycetales; Eremomycetaceae
Exons: 4
Coding region: 252-1160 (302 amino acids)
Source: RefSeq, a predicted model, not a curated record